This is a messenger RNA of Cornus florida, 1013 nucleotides long. Its product is annotated as coatomer subunit zeta-3-like. Gene Ontology annotation, biological process: intracellular protein transport; intra-Golgi vesicle-mediated transport; retrograde vesicle-mediated transport, Golgi to endoplasmic reticulum. Gene Ontology annotation, cellular component: COPI vesicle coat. The transcript has 6 exons. Bases 126 to 680 code for a protein of 184 amino acids. The record is from RefSeq and is a predicted model, not a curated record. NCBI's taxonomy places the organism in Eukaryota, Viridiplantae, Streptophyta, Magnoliopsida, Cornales, Cornaceae.
UAGUAAGGGGGGUUAUGUGAUUUUUCCCCAAAGAAAAAUUACACAUACUUCAACCGACCUCUUAAGUUCCAAAUCAGAGCAGAAGUAAUUCUCUGUUUUCAGCUUUCAGUCAGAGACUUGCAUCAAUGGCGAACUCUUCUAUCCAUGGAGAUGCAUGCCCUACUGUAAAAAAUAUUCUUCUUCUGGAUUCUGAAGGGAAGCGUGUGGCAGUCAAGUAUUACUCUGAUGAUUGGCCAACAAAUAGUGCAAAGUUAGCUUUUGAAAAAUCGGUGUUUACCAAAACACAGAAGACAAAUGCUCGGACAGAAGCUGAAAUAGCAAUGUUUGAGAACAACAUUGUUGUCUAUAAGUUCAUCCAAGAUCUACACUUCUUUGUGACCGGAGGUGAUGAUGAAAAUGAACUAAUCCUAUCCACUGUUCUUCAGGGUUUCGUUGAUGCAGUUACCCUUCUCCUAAGGAAUAACAUUGAGAAAAUGGAGGCCCUCGAAAAUCUAGAUCUUAUUCUUCUAUGCCUUGACGAGAUUGUUGAUGGAGGGAUGAUUCUUGAAACGGAUGCCAAUGUUAUUGCGGGAAAAGUAGCAACUGAUAGCAUCGAUGCGGGGGCACCCUUGUCUGAGCAGACCCUCACCCAAGCUUUGGCUGCAGCUCGUGAACAUCUGACAAGGUCCCUUCUCAAAUAGUGCAUCUGAGUGCACCCAGAGAAAACGAGUUGGCUUUUCAUUCUUUAUAAGUAUAUUUUUCUGAGAGUUGGCGGAAUGGUAGUUCAUUCCACUUCCAGAAUUAGAUUUCUUUUUUUGAUCUUAUGACAAGGAUAAUGCUGUUGGGCUUGUUAUGUUUUCCUGUUGUCGGCCUAUAAAAUAAUUGGUUAAGUUGGAGAUAAUGCUAUUCCCCUGCAUUGCAACUUUGUGAUUUGCAUGGGUCUCGUUAAUUGAGGGUAUCGGUAGAGAUAGAUUCAGUGUAAGCUUAAAUUUUUACAUUAUUUACAUAAAUUGUUGUGCUUUGUCUUGAACUUA